This is a messenger RNA of Rotaria sp. Silwood1, 2684 nucleotides long. The record is from the annotation of a GenBank genome assembly. Lineage: Eukaryota; Metazoa; Rotifera; Eurotatoria; Philodinida; Philodinidae.
AAAGGAUCUGAGGAGCGGAUCCUCUGAAUUUUCCGGUGGGAAACGGUGCGUUCCUUGGCCGUUUCCAACCGGUUCCUGCGGGUUGUUCGUUUUUUCCCGUGGAUUUCCGUCAGCCGGAGAUUCUCGGAACGCUGCGUUUCCGGGUACGAGAAAUUUCCGGCCGGAAUACUGCUUCCAUGUUCCGGGUGUUUUUCCGGUCAUUUCCGGUGGGAAAGAUGCCGGAAACGGCGGGAAAAGGCCGGAAAAUACACCGUUUCCGGCCGGUUCCUGAAGGUUCCGGAGGCCGGAAUCAUUGACCUGGGUUUUUCAAAAUAUUAUUGAUCGACCAUCUUCAAGUAAGACAUUUGUCUAUUGACUUUUUGUGAUUAGAUGAUCUAUUUGAGUUUUCACUAUUAUGUUCUAUCUAGUAGAGAUCGAGAGACAAGAGAUAAUGGAGGUGUAGUUCGUUCCACUUAUAUCGACAAAAAUACGAUAUGACUCAUUUCUCCAUAUCCAGUGUAACAAAAACUACAAAUAUGAACAAAUUUAAUCUUAUUGAAAUACAUGACAUCACUUAUAUUCAGAAGUCAUAGAUAAAUUACUAUAUCGCUUACAAGGUAAUUAAAUCUUUUUUCUAAAUGUCUGUCUUUUUCUCUAUACUAGCUCUAAAAAAUAAUAUUUAUUUAAAAAAAAAAUUGUUCUGUACGAUGAGAGAUUUUUUGUUUUCAGUAAAUUUUCUUCAGGAAUGAUAUAGAAAACAAAUUGAACUUUACUUUUAUCCUCGUCUUUUACUUUUUUCAUAUGAUUUCUUACCAUCUUUUUCUUUAACAAUCAGACACAUUUAUAAUGAAGUCAUACAUUUAUUCUAUUUCUCUUUGUAAAUGUAGAAUAUUUUUGUCAAGAAAACUCUUUAUAAAACUUUAUGCCUUUAUAAUUAUUAAUUGAAGGUUUUCGUUUUUGAAUAGAUAUUUCUGGUCAGGUAUUGGAAUAUACAUAGAAAACAAUAAGCAUGACGAUCUUAGAGUAACAGUAUACAUAUACAAGGGUACAUUGACAAUCCUAUUUAGAUAAGAAUAUUUGAUAUACAUCAAUAGGAUAAGUGUAUACCGUGUAGGUUUAAUAUGGUAGAUAUAAAGUUAUCUUACUAAGGAUAUUAGUGUAAGACACUAAAGUUAAGGACAUGAGUAUGAGAGUUAUAACGGAAGAAUAUGAGUAUAUAUAUGCCUAAAUCCUUGUGCAUAUAUCUCUAGUCUUGCAUAUCUAUAUAGGGAAACAUAGGAUAAAUAGAGAGAAGUAGACCUUCAAAUGAUUUACAUCCAUACCCUCAACAUAAGAUUAGUGGUCAAAAACUAAAAUUAAUCUUCUCAAUUGGUUUGUAAGUUUAAGUGUGGAUUACGAAAAACUUCAAGUUUGAGAGCGAUGAAUUAUCAGUUUUUGAUUUCAAUGGUUUUUCUAUAAAAAUUCAAACUUAUAAGGAUAUUAAAAAUUAGGUUAAUAAAUCUUAAAACAUUUAGAGUAACAACAAUCAAACCGUAUGAAAAUUUGAUAGUUAAUAAGAAAGAUUUAUUAUUAGGAAAAAUGCAUCAAAUAUCAAUCUGACACGACAAAAUUGUAAUAAAGAAAAGAUUGUUAACUCAUCGAUAGCAGAAGAUUUAAACAAUUGACAGAUGCACUUUCUCAAACAUUAGUCUUCAUGAUGAAAUUGAUUUCUUUAAUGAUAUUAUUGACUAUCACAGAAAAAAAUAAAGUUUUAAAAGCUAUUGUUUGAUAAACGAGAUAGAUAACACAAAGCGAAGUAUUUUCAAAUUACGUUUGCUGAAACCAACUUGUUUGUAGUGUAAAUUCAUAGUUAUAGAUAAAUGAAAAAACAAAUGACUUAGAAUAAUUUUCAAGACUUGAACUUCUGUCCAAAUCUAAGAUUGUAAUUGAACAACUGUCUAUGUUAUUCGUUUGUAAUUUAAAUUAAAUAGCUAAUAAAUAUUAUUAAAAUACUGUCUCUGAUUUGUUAAUUUUUAUUUUCAGUUGAAUAUUUAUUAUAUGAAAAAGAAUUACAAUGUAUAGAAUCAUUAUCUUUAAUACAAGCAAAACAACUUAUUGAUAUAAUUCAUUAUCUAUAUGAUAGUCGUAUUAUUCAUCGUGAUGUAACUCCACAAAAUUUAAUGUUAGAUCGUGAUACUAAUCAUAUAAAAUUAAUUGAUUUUGGUUUUGCCAUUGCAUGUAAUACGAAAAACAAAGAACUCAGCAUACAAAUAAGAGGUCCACUUACAUAUACUAGUCAAUCAUUUUUAGAUGUUUAUUUAAAAAUUUUAACUCGAAAUAUAUACGUCAAUCAUUAUUAUUGUUAUGAACCAACUUUUGAUUUAAUAUCUGCAUUAAAUAUUAUAAUGACGAUGAAUAAUGCUGAUAUAAAACAAAGUAUUGAUUCAAUUGAUAUAUUAGAAGAUGAAGAGGAAAGUGUAUCACAAUCAUUACAAUUAUGGAAAGAUACUCAACGUACAAAUAAACAUUAUUCAAAUUUAUUAAAUUUAAUAAACAAAUUGGAUUCAGGAGAUUCAUUUUAUGAAUCAGGUGAUUUAUCAGAUUCUGAUGUUUCAAAAGAUGAAUCAAUUGAAUCAGAUGAACCUUCAAUUUCUACUGUUUCAAAAGAUUCAUCAGCAAUUUUUGAUGUUAUAAAGGAUGAAAUAGAAAAACUUUUCGCUAUAUGA